GCGUAUUCCUAAAACCGACAGGUUCACCGAUCCUCGACAUUCGCCAAAAAGUUCCAUCUGUCACCGAUCAUGUGCCACCGGAAAACCGAAAACGGCCGAUGGACGUCAACUACUGUAAGAUCAACUGAAAUCCAGAAGGGUGCCAUUUCUGCCGAUCAUGUGCUCCACUAGCCUAGCACGAAUAUUGAAGUCCCUAUGCAUCGCCGGGGAUCUGUCUAAGGCCGUCAGUCUCUUGUGGCGGAGGCCCGUGUGCCCCGACGCUAGGACCUACGCGCUUCUGCUGCAAGAAUGCGUGAACCGGAGGGACGCGAAGCUCGGCAAGAGGGUGCACGCACGCAUGGUCGCCACCGGGUUCCGCUGCAACGACUACAUCACCACUAAGCUGCUCAUCUUCUACGCCAAGAUCGGGGACCUCGGUUGCGCGCAGAAGCUGUUCGACGGAAUGCCGCACAGGAGCAUUGUCGCGUGGAACGUCAUGGUCUCGGGGUGCGCGCGCGGCGGCGCGGAGGCGUGGGCGGUGGAGACAUUCGACGCGAUGCGGUCGGAGGGGAUGCGGCCGGACCAGUUCACGUUCGCGUCGGUGCUGUGCGCGUGCGCGAGGCUGGCCGCAUUGGAGCACGGCCGGCGCGUGCACGGCCUCGCGGUCAAGUCGGACGUGGGCGGCAACGUCUUCGCCAACAGCGCGCUCGUGGACAUGUACCUCAAGUGCAGCAGCCCCGAGGACGCGCACCGGGCGUUCGCGGCCGCUCCUGAGCGGAACGUCACCAUGUGGACCGCGGUCAUCUCAGGGCACGGCCAGCACGGGCGCGUCGCCGAGGCGCUGGCACUCUUCGACCGAAUGGCGCAGGACGGGUUCCGGCCGAACGACGUGACGUUCCUCGCCGUGCUAUCGGCGUGCGCGCACGUCGGGCUCGUCGACGAGGGGCUGAAGCGGUUCACAUCCAUGUCGUCGGACUACGGCCUCGCCCCGAGGGGCCAGCACUACGCGGUGGUGAUCGACAUGCUCGCCAGGGUCGGCCGGCUCCAGGACGCCUACGACUUUGUCAAGAGCCUGCCGGACUGCCAGGAGCACUCCGUAGUAUGGGGCGCACUGCUAGGCGCCUGCAGAAAGCACGGCGGCGACGUACGGCUGGUCGAGCUCGCCGCACGGCGCUUCUUCCAGCUGCAGCCAGGGAACGCCGGGAAAUACGUUGUCCUGGCGAACACGUACGCCGCCCGCGAGAUGUGGGACAGUGUGGCCGGCGCGCACGAGGCGAUGAGGUCGCUAGGCGUGAAGAAGGACCCCGCCUGGAGCGCUGUCGAAGUGCAGGGCAAGAAACACACUUUCCUCGCCGGUGACUCGUACCACGACGAGUGCUCGGCGAUAUAUGAGGUCUCCAAUGCGUUGGCCUGCGCUGUCACUGAGCAGUCCAUGGGAGCAACGGAUGGUGUCAGUCAUUGCUGAUCGAUGUGCACUGCUCUGCUUGGUUACUGCUGCAUUUCAGGAUGGAAUUGCCUUGCUUCUCUGAAGCUGCUCAGAAAUAUUAUCUUCUCUGUGAUCCGAAUGCCUCGUUCUUUGCCGCGCA
Molecule: messenger RNA, 1565 nt
Organism: Phragmites australis (common reed)
Lineage: Eukaryota; Viridiplantae; Streptophyta; Magnoliopsida; Poales; Poaceae
Product: pentatricopeptide repeat-containing protein At4g16470
Exons: 1
Coding region: 158-1444 (428 amino acids)
Biological process (GO): RNA modification
Molecular function (GO): protein binding; RNA binding
Source: RefSeq, a predicted model, not a curated record